Nycticebus coucang (slow loris) is the source of this 814-nucleotide messenger RNA. RefSeq names its product trafficking protein particle complex subunit 2-like. Gene Ontology annotation, cellular component: nucleus; cytoplasm; TRAPP complex. The transcript is spliced from 2 exons. The record is from RefSeq and is a predicted model, not a curated record. Gene Ontology annotation, biological process: endoplasmic reticulum to Golgi vesicle-mediated transport. Bases 25 to 465 code for a protein of 146 amino acids. NCBI's taxonomy places the organism in Eukaryota, Metazoa, Chordata, Mammalia, Primates, Lorisidae.
UGCAGGAGCCAUAUAUUGAAAACAAUGUCUGGAAGCUUCUACUUUGUAAUUGUUGGCCACCAUGAUAAUCCAGUUUUCGAAAUGGAGUUUUUGCCAGCUGGGAAAGCUGAAUCCAAAGAUGACCACCGUCAUCUGAACCAGUUCAUAGCUCAUGCUGCUCUUGACCUGGUAGAUGAGAACAUGUGGCUGUCGAACAACAUGUACUUAAAAACUGUGGACAAGGGCGGCGCCUGUGGCUCAUUCAACGAGUGGUUUGUGUCAGCAUUUGUCACUGCAGGGCAUAUGAGAUUUAUUAUGCUUCAUGACGUAAGGCAAGAAGAUGGAAUAAAGAACUUCUUUACUGAUGUCUAUGAUUUAUAUAUAAAGUUUGCAAUGAAUCCAUUUUACGAACCGAAUUCUCCUAUUCGGUCAAGCGCAUUUGACAGAAAAGUUCAGUUCCUUGGGAAGAAACACCUUUUAAGCUGAAUGCAGAAAAACUCCGAAACAAUGUUACAACAAUGGGGUAUACUCAGGAAUGUGUACAUUGUAAGUAACUUGAUUAAAUAGCCUGGAAACUUUUACUUGUAGUGUCAAUUUAUCUAAACCUAAUGAAACUGCUAUUAUAUUUAAACAUAGUACAUUCUGUUUCAUGACACUUACAAAUAGAUCAAUAUUUGCUUGUAAACAGUGUUAUUUAUAAAAAGCUCCUUAUCAUUAUUAAAAUAUUUUUUAUUUUAGAAGUUGAGAAUAAGAUUUUAACUUUCCUAAUUCAUAUAGUUUGAUCUUGAUAUAACAGUUCAAAAACAAAUGCCAUAAUCAAGAUUUGAUAGAUUUA